Molecule: messenger RNA, 2217 nt
Organism: Owenia fusiformis
Lineage: Eukaryota; Metazoa; Annelida; Polychaeta; Sabellida; Oweniidae
Source: the annotation of a GenBank genome assembly
CCAUGUUUUAAAAAUUGGUUUUGAAAUUUGAUCAACAAAUGUCAUAAUUCCCCAACAUCUCAGACUGCUCUGAAAAAUGGCAGGAAAAGAACCAAGGGGAACUGGAACCCUCACUAUAGAGACUGUCAAAGUAUUUGCUGAAUCUAUUGGAAUCGCAAGUCUCCCUGAUAAUGCCGCUCAGUUGCUUGCAAAUGAUGCCACCUAUAGGCUGCAACAGCUAGCUCAAGAGGCAGCAAAGUUCAUGCGACAUGGGAAACGAAAAGCUAUGAGUACUGUUGAUUUUGAUCAUGCCCUGAAAGUCCAGAAUGUCGAGCCUGUGUAUGGCUUCAAAGCCAAAGAUUACAUUCCUCUACGUCAUGCUAGUGGGGGAGGCAGAGAACUUCACUUCCAAGAGGAAAAGGAACUUGAUUUACACGAAAUUGUUAACUCGCAGGUUCCUAAAAUCCCACUUGAUGUUGUAUUAAAGUCUCAUUGGCUGUCGAUUGAUGGCAUACAGCCCAGUGUGCCAGAGAAUCCAGUUCCCGUACCGAAACACCAACAACAAGAAGAAAGUGUUGAUCCAAAAUCAUCUCUCAAAAUAACUAAACCUCGUAUGUCAGCAGAUCCAACAAAAACAAAGCAUAAGUUGCAUGGUCCAGAGAUGGUAAAACUAAAGCCCGUUGCCAUGCAUGAGUUGUCAGUGGAGCAGCAGUUGUAUUACAAAGAAAUCACUGAAGCGUGUGUUGGUUCUGAUGAAGCCCGAAGAUCUGAGGCCCUGCAAAGUCUUGCAAGUGACCCUGGUCUGCAUCAGAUGCUUCCUAGGUUCACUACCUUUAUAGCUGAGGGUGUGAAAGUCAAUGUGGUUCAAAAUAACCUUGCAUUACUCAUUUAUCUCAUGCGCAUGGUGAAGUCAUUAAUGGACAAUACUUCUAUAUACCUUGAGAAAUACCUGCAUGAAAUGAUACCUGCUUUAAUGACUUGUAUCGUAUCGAAACAGUUAUGUAUGCGACCUGAUGUUGACAAUCACUGGGCAUUACGUGACUUCGCCGCCAGACUGAUGUCCCAGUUAUGUAAGAACUAUAGUAGUUUGACCAACAACAUCCAAACUCGUGUAACACAAACAUUUAGUAAGGCAUUGUCAAGUGAUAAAGCCCCACUUGCUACCCACUAUGGAGCUAUAUCAGGCUUGGGGGAGAUGGGCACAGAGGUGAUAAAAUCAUUUCUCUUACCUUUGGUUAAGGCAGAAGGUGAGAGAAUACAGAGCACAGCCGCAGCACCAACUCGGACAAAUGUCGACAGAAUAUCUUCAGACCAUGUGCGUAAUAUCUUACUCAAGGUGGUUGCCCCAGCUUUGAAACAAACACGUACACCACCUGAUAACAUAGAUGACUAUAAAGAAGAAUUUGGUGCCUAUAUGGGGCAGCUUCUUCAUGCCGCUGUAACUAAGGCAAGGCAGGUUCUUCCAGUGUCCUCAACUGGCCCACGUACUCCACAACCCCAGGCCCGUCCAAACUCCAGCGUUGUACUCAAUGCACAAGGUAUACAAGGGAGAGUGACCCAAACAACUCCAGGGCAGAAAUUUGUUCUUGUGUCAUCCAGGGCUGGUGCGAGUACUCCAACCUCAAGCCUCAGUUCAAGUAUGAAUCGCUCAGUUGUAAAGCUUGUUGGUGGAGAAUCAUCCACACCUAUAUCUGCCAAGCCAAAGAUUGUUGUAGUGACCAUGUCACAGGGUACUCCACCGGGCACUGCUCAGAUACGUACUAUUUCAGCCUCCCAUGACCUUGGGGUCAGAAGUGUCUUCAGUGGGGAUUAUGUGAAACAAGAACAAGACUAAUUCAAUUUUAAUUAAUGAAAUUUCAAUUUUGCAAAGUGACCUACUUUUGUUAACAUUUCUAUGUUUAUGCUUUAUAUGUAUAGGGUGGGCCGAAAAUUGCCCCCAUAGAUUAAUCAAAUAAUUAUAAUUUAGGCACUUUCACUACAGCAUACUGGUAUGUACUAUAUACCCUUGGAAAGAAAAUUUAAUUUCCAAUGAUUUGACAUAUUAUUCAGCAAGAUUGUGUCACUAAAGCAAUUUUCAUAUGAACUUUAUGACAUUGGUUAUCAUUUUUUCAGUUUCUGAUAUUUUACAAUAGAAGUAUAGAGAUAGUAUAUAUUCAAAUCUAUCAUUUAGAUAAUCCAGAUGUAACAAAAUAAGUUUUUCCAAAUGAAAAACAGAUUUUCUAAUAAUCACCACAAAAU